Molecule: messenger RNA, 823 nt
Organism: Rhagoletis pomonella (apple maggot)
Lineage: Eukaryota; Metazoa; Arthropoda; Insecta; Diptera; Tephritidae
Product: CD109 antigen-like
Source: RefSeq, a predicted model, not a curated record
GAUUCUGAGAAUAAUCGCAUUCAGCGUUUUAGUGAUAUUGUUCUAAAUACAGGCGUCUUCAAGGGUAAACUAAAAUUAGCUGAGUCUGUCGUCUCGGGUAUGUGGUCUAUGGAGGUUUUCCAAGGAGAUAUCAAGUUGGCAGAAAAAUUUGUUGAAGUUAAAGAAUAUGAGCUGCCCUUAUUUGAGGUGGAAUUGGAUGCACCCAGUCAUGUGUCUUUUAAUCAGGAAGCAUUUCUUGUAACAGUGAGGGCGCACUACACUUUUGGCAAGCCUAUAUCGGGAAACUGUCUAUUAAAGAUCAUCUCAAAGGGAGAGCGACCUACCAUCGAACGAGAAUUUCCACUGAUUGAUGGAAAAAAGGAACUGUCUCUUCAACUAAGUGAAUUUGGCAAGAAAAUUCAGAGGAUACAAAUAAAUGCCACCAUACAAGAUACUGUCACCUUAACCCAGCGUACAGUUUCGAAAACAGUUAGUAUUUUGGCCAAACGUUAUUUAAUCGACACACCGCCAAUGGCGCACGAAUGUGAUGGACCAAGCGACACAUUCACCUAUCGUGCGCGCAUUACACACCUCAAUGCAACGCCGGUUGAUGUCGAUGAAGAAAUUUAUGUGAAACUCGAUGUGGACGUGAAUGAAGAGCCUUCGAAAAUUGUUAGUUAUGCCGAUGAAAAUGGUGAUAUUGAAGCGGAAAUUACGUGUUCAAACUACACUAAUGUCAAUAUAACGAUCGAAUAUAAUGGAGAAACAUCGUUAGGGGAAAUAAGGCUCUCUCAACGAAGUAAUGGCAGUCAAGGUGGGGUCUACGUAAGAACGCAAAAGUAAG